AUGAACGACGUCUCAUUUUAUCAGGAGAUCCAACGGCUGCUGGAUUCAGGGAAGCAGCUCUCAGUGACUGACUGUUCAGCUCUGGCCUUCAUGCUGCAGAUGUCAGAGGUUCUGGAUGAGUUGGACCUGGAGAAGUACAACACAUCAUGGGAUGGACGACAGAGACUGUUUCCAGCUGUGAGGAACUGCAGAAAGGCUCGACUUGGUGGCUGUUUGCUCCAAAAGGCUGAAUGUGAAGUUUUGGCCUCGGCUCUGAAGUCCAACCCAGAUCUGACUGAACUGGAAAUAAAUCAGAUCGACAUAAAUGGAGGUGGAGACUCUGAUCUGAAGCCUCUGGUUGAGAUCCUGGAGAGUUCAGUUAGUAAAGUGAAGAUUCUGAGAUUGUGGGGCUGCAGUUUGUCAGAGGCCAGCUGGACUUCUCUGUUCUCAGCUCUGAAGUCCAAACCGACCCAUCUGACAAGACUGGACCUGAGCAGCACCAACCUGGAAGGUUCUGGAGUGAAGGAGCUCUGUGGUUUUCUACAGACUGAAGGCUGCAGACUGGAGGCAUUGAUAUUGAAUUGGUGCAGGUUGUCAAAGAUCAGCUGUGAUUUUUUGGCCUCAACUCUGAAGUCCAACCCGACCCACCUGACAGAACUGGACCUGAAAGGAAACAACCUGAAGGAUUCAGAUGUUCAGCAGCUGAAGAAUCUUGUAAAGACUUUAAAGUUCUGAUCUCUGUGAAGUAGAAAAUGGUCUCAGUGUCCUGCUGAUCCUCAGAGGUUGAAGCUGCAGCAGUUUGAGUCUAAAGAGACUCUGACUGGAUCAUGAUGAUGACCUCUGACCUCCAAGGUUUUCCUCCCCUUUUAUUUUCUCGUGUCUGUCAUUUAGUGUCUGAUAUUGUUUGUCUCUUUGGAUCAAUAAAGAUCCAAUUCAAACUGGGCUCCAUUUAGAGGCUUCAUGGAGUUUUGAUCUGAACUGGAUUCAACUGGAAAGUUGAUCUUUUUUCUCUCUGAUUCAUUUUCAUCCUGGAACCAGAAAUGGUCUGAGAAUGAAAGACACUUCAAACCUCUUUUCUCUGCUGCUUCUUCCUUCUGCUGACAUGAAAAUGUUCCUCAAAGCGCCACAGAUAAAAAGAUGCUUUACUGGAAACUGCAGAGAAACUUCAGCUUCCAUCAGAGAAACCAGUUUAACCAGUUUAGAACUGGAUGUCCUACAGAAACUCUGAUCUUAGAUCAGUUUUCAGGAACAUGUGGAACCUGGAAAAAAAAAGAUUUUAUAUAUUUUAUGUUCAUUGUAAAAACUAAAUCUUGAAGUUUGACGUCAUCAUUGAUUCUCAGCUUUAAUUUCUCUGUUUGUUUUGGUUUUUACUUUUUUAACUCCAUAUUUCAUGUUUUGAGUUUUCUAGAGAACUUCAGGCUCUUUACUGUGAUUUUACUGAUUUAUUCAAACCUCAGAGAAUCACUGGGAUAAUGUGCUGAUUGGUUCAUGUUUGAUUUUCAUAAUUCUUCUAAUGCAAUGUGGGUUGCUGGAUGUUUAACGACCAAAUAAAGUUUUUUAAAAAUC
Molecule: messenger RNA, 1545 nt
Organism: Xiphophorus couchianus (Monterrey platyfish)
Lineage: Eukaryota; Metazoa; Chordata; Actinopteri; Cyprinodontiformes; Poeciliidae
Product: ribonuclease inhibitor-like
Exons: 5
Coding region: 1-714 (237 amino acids)
Molecular function (GO): protein binding
Source: RefSeq, a predicted model, not a curated record